AUGUCUGACAAAGAAUUUGGAGAAGAGGCUGACAUAAUGCCUCCAAAGACCAUGAGUCAAGAGGCCAUUAAGACAAUGGUUGAGGAAUUACUUGCAGAGAGGUUAAAGGAAGUUGGACAGUGGAAGGGUAAAGAGAAAGUGGGAGGUGAUGAAUCAGAAGAUGAGCAAGAGAAUGAAAGGGAAGAGGCUAUUGCUAAAGAGGUUCAGAAGAUGCCAGCAGACCAAAAGAUAUUUGUAGAUGCCUUGAAGUCAGUAAACAGGGAUAAUGUGGAGAGUUUGCCCACCUAUGGAGGUAGCUUGAAUGGAGAGGAGGUGCUUGAUUGGAUAGAAGCACUCAAUAACCAUUUUGAGUAUAAAGAGGUACUUGAGGAGAAGAAGGUAAGUUUGGCCAGGGCUAGACUCAAAGGGUCUGCCUUGAUGUGGUGGACUGUGCUACAAGAGGAGAGAGUUAAUGCAGGGAAGAAGAGGAUUUCCUCAUGGGAAAGGAUGAAGACCAAGAUUAAAAAUCAGUUUCUACCUUGUGAUUUUGAGGUGCAGAUGUUUAAGAAGAUACAAAACUUCAGACAAAGAGAACUAGAUGUGAGUUCCUAUACAGAAGAAUUCCAUAGACUAAGUCUAAGGUCUAGGAAGCAUGAAGAUGAGUCCGAGAAAUUGGCUAGAUACAUAAAUGGCUUAAGGCAAAACAUCCAAGAUGAGAUAAGUGUCUUAGCUCCUGAUAUAGUACACAAGUGUUUUCAGUUGGCUUUGAGGAUUGAAGAUAAAAUCAGAAGAAGGGGAGAACAAAAUCAGAAAAGUAGAGGAGGCAAGAAAUUUAGGGGCAGAGGUAGCUUUGGAAGAGGAGGAGGACCACCAAAGAAUGGUGAAUCAAACAUCCAAGAAGGAAAUGGAGAGACAAGUGGUAGAGAAGGAGGUUUUAGGGGUGGCUUUAGAGGGGGAAGGUUCAAUGGACGGGGCAAAUUUGGCAAUCAAGGAAGAGGUCCUAGUGUAUUCACUGGGAAGUGCUAUCAAUGCAACCAAGUGGGGCAUACUAUGAGUAGGUGUCCAGAAAAGACAUCCAGUUCACAUGGAGGGGAUAGGAGGACUCAAUUGGUCCAAGAAGAAGACAGCAGCAGUGUCUCCCCACCUAUUGGCCGAGCAGGACCUACUUUGGAAGGAGAAAGUUUGAUGUUGAAAAGAACUCUCUUGAAGAUACCCCAACAUAAGGAGCCACCUCAAAGAAAGAGUCUUUUUAGGACUACAUGUGUGUCAUUUGGGAAGGUUUGUAAGGUCAUCAUAGAUUCUAGUUCAACCGAGAACAUUGUGGCCUUGGAAAUGGUGGAGAAACUCAAGUUGAAAAGACUACCUCAUACUACACCCUACAAGGUGUCAUGGCUGAAUAAAGGGCAGCAUGUUGUGGUGGAUGAACAAGCAUGGGUGGAUUUUGAGAUUGGAGAAUAUAAGGACAGGAUUCUAUGUGAUAUUCUACCCAUGGAUGCAUGCCAUCUCCUUUUAGGCUGCCCUUGGCAAUUUGAUGUGAAGGCUAUACACAAUGGAGAGCUCAAUACCUAUGUCAUCACCAAGAAUGGUAGGAGGUAUGAGAUGGAUCCCUUACUUGAUCAAGGGAGUGCAGAAAACAUAAGCCCUAGCAUCAUGAUGUUGAGAGGGAAGGAGUUCCAUAAGAUGAUGAAGAAUGAGGGAGCCCAAGGGUAUGCUGUGAUGCUCAAGCCUAAGGAGAAACCUAUGCCUAACUCCAAAGAAGGAGUUCCUAAGGAAGUGCAAGAACUAUUGGAGAGGUAUAAAGGGGUGGUGGUGAAUGAUCUGCCUAUUGCCUUACCACCUAUGAGAGACAUAAGUCAUCAAAUAGACCUGAUUCCUGGAGCUACUUUGCCAAACAAGGCAGCCUACAAGAUGACACCGGCUCAAAAUGAAGAGAUUGCUAAACAAGUGCAGGAGUUGUUGGAUAAAGGGUUGAUAAGGAAGAGUUUAAGCCCUUGUGCUGUUCCUACUGUCCUAGAACCCAAGAAGGAUGGUACAUGGCGGAUGUGCACUGAUUCAAGAGCCAUUAACAAGAUUACCAUAAGGUACCGGUUCCCUAUGCCAAGAAUUGAGGAUUUGCUAGACUACCUUGGAGGAGCUUGCUAUUUCUCAAAGGUAGAUUUGAAGUCUGGAUAUCAUCAAAUCAGAAUUAGACAAGGGGAUGAAUGGAAGACAGCCUUCAAGACAAAUGAGGGUCUUUAUGAAUGGAUGGUGAUGCCCUUUGGGCUUACUAAUGCAUCUAGUACCUUUAUGCGCCUCAUGAAUGAGGUCCUAGUUGAAUUCAUUGGUAAAUUUGUGAUUGUAUAUCUUGAUGACAUUCUGAUUUUUAGCAGGUCUAAGGAGGAACAUAUCAAGCAUUUAAACAUGGAAAAGUUGAACCAAAGGCACCUUAAAUGGGUGGAAUAUUUGCAGGCCUAUAAAUUUACCAUCAAACACAAGAAGGGGGUCUCCAAUAAGGUGGUUGAUGCUCUGAGUAGGAGGGUACUUAUUGUUAAAGAGAUCCAAUUGGAGUGUGUGGGUCUUGAAGCACUCAAAGGCUUGUACAAAGAUGACAAGGAUUUCCAUGAAAUCUAUGAGGAUGGGUUGCUUUUCAAAGGCCACCUCUUGUGCAUUCCUCAAUGCUCAAUGAGGGAAAACAUUAUAAAGGAGAAACAUCAAGGGAGUCUUGGAGGACACUUUGGUCUUGACAAGACUUUGGAGCAGGUUAACCGGUUCUAUCAUUGGCCUAAGUUGCAAUCAGAUGUAAGGAGGUUUGUUGAACAAUGUUCCAUUUGUCAAAGAGCUAAGGGAGUAUCCACCAAUGCAGGUUUGUAUUAG
This is a messenger RNA of Cryptomeria japonica (Japanese cedar), 2832 nucleotides long. RefSeq lists its product as uncharacterized. The record is from RefSeq and is a predicted model, not a curated record. The transcript is spliced from 3 exons. The coding region runs from base 1 to 2832 and encodes 943 amino acids. NCBI's taxonomy places the organism in Eukaryota, Viridiplantae, Streptophyta, Pinopsida, Cupressales, Cupressaceae. Gene Ontology annotation, molecular function: nucleic acid binding; zinc ion binding.